This is a messenger RNA of Selaginella moellendorffii, 837 nucleotides long. Its product is annotated as pentatricopeptide repeat-containing protein At4g02750-like. The record is from RefSeq and is a predicted model, not a curated record. Bases 1 to 837 code for a protein of 278 amino acids. Gene Ontology annotation, molecular function: protein binding. Lineage: Eukaryota; Viridiplantae; Streptophyta; Lycopodiopsida; Selaginellales; Selaginellaceae. The transcript is spliced from 2 exons.
AUGGCCCACAAAGAACCUUUCCACUCACACAGCUUGUUGUGCUACAACUCGGUGUUGCAAGGUUUCUUGCACUGCAACAUGCACGAUCGAGCAAGAUCUCUACGAGACAAUGCCGCUGAGAGAUCUGGUGACUUGGACAACGAUGAUCCAUGGCUGCUCGCAAGAACAGGAGAUUCACGCUUUGCGCCUCCCAGAGCACGACAUCACCUCUGCCAAUGCAGCAUUGGCCGCUUUCGCCCAAAACGGGCAUAUGGACUCCGCAAAGGCUCUGAUCGAAAGCAUGGCACAAAUCUAUCGUCAUGGAACUUACUGCUACAAGCCUACGUCCAAAACGGGCAUAUUGACGCAGCCAAGGGAGUGUUUGAGAGUAUACCCGAGCGCAGCCCCGCCUCUCACAAGCUCAUGGUCCAGGCAUAUGCCCAUAUACCAGGCGUGGAAUAUGCGUGGACGAGCUCACCGUCGGGUGAUGUGGUUCUCACGACUGCCGUGUGCGUAGCAUAUGCCCAAGCUGGGCAUCUGGAGAGAUCGAUGGCUGUUUUCCAGAGGCCACAGCAGCCAACCGCGGUUGCAUGGACCGCGAUGCUUACAAGCCUGGCAUAUUCUGGGGAUCGCGCCCGAGCGCUGUGGCUGCUGCACGCCGUAAAGAUCCAGGGGAUAUGCCUGGAUGCGGUGGUGUUCAAGAGCGUGCUGAUUGCGUGUGUUCAUAUCGGGGUGCUGCGGCUUGCGAUUGAGCAGUUUGUGUCGAUGAGCUUUGAUUUUGGGCUUGGGCCUGGAAAAGAGCAUUACAGGUGCGUUCUCAACAUUUUGGCGAGGGUGGGUCAACUCGAGCUUGCGUGA